Molecule: messenger RNA, 1581 nt
Organism: Akanthomyces muscarius
Lineage: Eukaryota; Fungi; Ascomycota; Sordariomycetes; Hypocreales; Cordycipitaceae
Exons: 1
Coding region: 1-1581 (526 amino acids)
Molecular function (GO): protein binding
Source: RefSeq, a predicted model, not a curated record
AUGGCUGAAGAACCAUCACUCCCGGCGCUUCCCGCCGUUUCAUGGAAUGAAGAGUCGCAAACCUUUGCAAAGGGCUCUCGGAAGCGCCUCCGGCCUGUGCACCCCAACACGGGUACCACAGCGCCAGGUCUAUACAACUCGAGCGACCCUGCAGUGUUCUCCAGCGACGACGAUCCUGGCCUGGACAAUUAUUCUGGCGGCCGCCGCAAGCGAAAGUAUGUUGGAUCAUGGUAUCAGCAAUUUCCGACAUCCUCGGACUCGACCUUUAGCGAAGCCCAACAAGUCCUACCGCGACCCAAACGGACUUUGAGGCGACAGCUGGAUAGCGGUGUUUUUCUUGGCAGCGAUGGUACGACCGACAAUGAAAGCAUACCUGAGACGAUAGACCUUCCUAUCCAUAGCAAGUUCCCACGCGUCGAGCGGCCACCAGUUCCCAUGUUCUCCGAGUCCGAGCACGUGGCUCAAGAGAAGAUUCGCGAAUGCCUGGAGCAAGGCAACGAGUCAAUUGAUUUCUGGUCAAUGGGCUUGGAAGAAAUCUCGAACGAAACGAUUACACCACUGGCGCAGCUUUCGUGCAUUCCGCAGGUCACUCGCGAUGUCGCAUUCGAGCAAAAAGAUCCCGAGCUCAAGAUCUACCUUGCUAGGAAUAGGCUUUGGCGGCUUCCUGGAAGUCUCUUCGAUCUGACAUUUCUUACCGUUUUGAGCCUUCGCGACAACAAGCUCUCUGAGAUCCCGUCAUCCAUCUCCAAGUUGACAAAUCUGAGAGAACUCAAUGUCGCCCAGAAUAAGCUACGGACCUUGCCACCUCAACUGCUUGAUCUCAUCGGACCCACCGGGCGGUUGAAGAAGCUGAUGCUGUUUCCAAACCCUUUCGCGCAGCCAGACCGAGCGAUUGGCGACAUUUCAGACGACGGAGAUAUGGAUGUGCACGAUUGUGUCGUGAGCAUGCGUAUCGGUGCCGUGCGGCCCGCAGUUCUGGGGAGGUUUCUCGGUCAGUCCCCGCUGCAGCUUACAACCUCCAAGGGCCGACACACAUCGAAGUUUACCUUGUCGUUUGCAACCGGAAAGCUCCCUGUUGAGUUUGCCAGACAAGACGUGAACGAUAGCGACAGCGAAAUGGUGCUCGAAGGCAGUGGUGAUGCACUCGCCGCAAAGCAAAGCCGCGUGCCUAGCCUGGUUGAGGCAGCUCUUCGGUCUUGCUAUCGCAUGUCCAAGCCAGAAAGUAUUGCGCAGUACAUCCCCAACGAGCUGCAUCAGCUGCGCACUCUAGUGAUUCAGGCUGGUAAUCAGAAACACUCUGGCGGCCUCACCUGCAGCACAUGCCGGAAGCUCAUGGUGAUGCCGGCCGUCGAGUGGGUUGAAUGGCGCGAUCUGCGUACUUGUUAUUGGCUGCAAGCAGCUGGCGGCCGCGACGUCGAUCCAGGUCACAUCGCAGCGAGAUUGAUUCCUCUCAGCAGAGCACAAGGGGAGAUUGCCGUGCCAUUCUUGCAUCAGGCAUGCUCUUGGCUCUGUGGUCCCAUGGGCAGGAAGCUUGAUCUGGGGUGGAGUCGAAACUUUGACGUCAAAGUUCUAGAACAGUAG